Messenger RNA from Aplysia californica (California sea hare), 1527 nucleotides. RefSeq names its product proline-rich protein 11. Lineage: Eukaryota; Metazoa; Mollusca; Gastropoda; Aplysiida; Aplysiidae. Bases 91 to 510 code for a protein of 139 amino acids. The record is from RefSeq and is a predicted model, not a curated record. The transcript has 6 exons.
CCUCCUCCUCCUCCUCCUCCUCCACCCCCACCCUCUUUUAGGCCUGUGAUUCGAAGGUUGAAGACAGGUGCUCAGACGAAGGAUGAGGUCAUGAAGAAAAGGAGGGGGCUCGGCAGGACUCCGGUGCCUGAGAUCACCGCUGAGGCGCUGAGGAGCGUGAAGCUCAAGAGGACAGGUGGCCCCGUCCAGCGGUCACCGGUCAACGAGGGUGGAAACCUCGCUGCCAAGCCACUUGCGCCCAGCAAACAGCCCAUGGUCACUCUGGCAGCGCUGCAGCGCGUGUCGCUGAGGAAAACGUCGCACGCCACCAAGAGUCACGAUGACAGUGCUGAAGGUGACGCGAGUCAGAAGGAGAAUGAGAGUCCUGGCGACAGUAACGUGGUCGACAUCCGUAAUGUCCUCAAACGCACAACUCUACAAAGGAGUCCUGGAGGUACCCCCAUGAAAAGCAAGAGGACCGGACGUGUGUCAGGACAGGGGUACAAAGGAACAAACGCUUCAUCGUCAUAGGUGAUUUCUGACCUGUGCCUUAUGGAGCGUCUCAGCCGUUACAGGCCGGACAGAACGGACAACUGGAUACCCAAACUGGCAGUACCGAUGAGGCACAGAGGUGUCUCUUCCCUGUCUACUGGACGUUCAAACGACACAUAGACAUCACUUACCGGUCUGCUGGCAGCAGGGGUGAUACAGAGACAUCUGAUUCUAUGAGCUGUCUGCUGGCAAUAGGAGCGAUACAGAGACAUCUAUUAGCUGUCUACUGGCAGUAGGAGCGGUACAGAGACAUCUAUUGGCUUUCUACUGGCUGUAAGAGCGAUACAGAGACAUCUAUUAGCUGUCUGUUGGCAGUAGGAGCGGUCCAGAGACAUCUAUUAGCUGUCUACUGGCAGUAGGAGAGGUUCAGAGACAUCUAUUGGCUGUCUACUGGCAGUAGGAGCGGUUCAGAGACAUCUAUUGGCUGUCUACUGGCAGUAGGAGCGAUACAGAGACAUCUAUUAGCUGUCUGCUGGCUGUAGGAGCGAUACAGAGACAUCUAUUGGCCGACUGCUUCCCUUGUUACAAAUUACCAUUAUUUAUUAUGUCAUUGUGUUUUUCUUUGCUUAAAUAAAAUUUAUGUAUAUUUGAAUAUGUGCGGGUUGAUUGUUGUUGGCUGUAAAUUCAGCAUUUUCUAAAAGAAGUCUCUGAUAAUGUCUGAACGUCUGUGGUGGAAUGUGAAGAUAUCUUUAGUACCGGUGGACUUGGAUUUUAUCUGAGUCAGCUGCUUUUUAAUUGAAACACCUUUUUAAAUAAUUUUGAAAACAAAUUUUAUCUUCUCCUUAUUUGAAAAACCUGUUCUGUUUCUUUCACUGUUUAGGGAUUUUAUGUGAGUCAGCUGUAUUCUUAUUUAACUAUCUGAGGAUGUGCGUUACGCUCAUUCCACAACUGUUCAAGCCGCCCUAUACUUUGCUAACCACAUAGAUUUUUCUGUUCUGCUUUCUGUUAUCUGAAUUUCUUAUAGUAAACGCAAGCAAAAACUUGCCUCUCUAUAAC